AUGCCUAUUGAAGCCAUGUUUCCCGACACACCCCGCUACGCGAAAAAGCCCAUUCCCAAGCCAAACACCUAUAUUCCCGUUGAAACACCUGGAAAAUCUCCAUUCGAGGGAAGUUGUCGCAAACGCAAGCAAGGACUCAAGUUUUCGUUUGACGAUGAUGAUGAUGACGACGACGACGAGAAAGACCUGGAGACUCCUUGCAAAAAGGCCAGAUUGUCCGGUGAUACUGGCUCCAGUCUCUUUGGUGGCAUGAAGCCUAUAACAGGGCCUUUGAAUUCAUUAUCCGACACUUCCUCUUCUCGCUCUGAAUCUGAGUAG
This is a messenger RNA of Pleurotus ostreatus (oyster mushroom), 318 nucleotides long. RefSeq lists its product as uncharacterized. The transcript has 3 exons. NCBI's taxonomy places the organism in Eukaryota, Fungi, Basidiomycota, Agaricomycetes, Agaricales, Pleurotaceae. The coding region runs from base 1 to 318 and encodes 105 amino acids. The record is from RefSeq and is a predicted model, not a curated record.